Messenger RNA from Zingiber officinale, 870 nucleotides. Its product is annotated as transcription repressor OFP7-like. The transcript has a single exon. Lineage: Eukaryota; Viridiplantae; Streptophyta; Magnoliopsida; Zingiberales; Zingiberaceae. The record is from RefSeq and is a predicted model, not a curated record. The coding region runs from base 1 to 870 and encodes 289 amino acids. Gene Ontology annotation, biological process: negative regulation of DNA-templated transcription.
AUGGAAAAAUCUGUCGAUAGAAGUGGCAGCAGCAAGCUAAAACAGCGGUUCGCGCGGAUGCUGCUCGGUUCCUCCUGCUCCACCGCUGGCGUCGCCGCCAAAUCUCUGACGCCGCAGCUGCCGGAGACCGAGGUCGACGCCGGAUGGAACCAACGGUGCAAGCUCGACCAGCAGUACUGGUCCUUUCCAGCUAAUGGACGGCGGUGCCGCCGCCGCAUAGCUCCGGUCGUGCAGGUCUCCAAAAACUGUGGCGGGCUCCGGUCCGUCGAAGCUUCCGAGCCGUUGCUCCCCUUGAUCGGUACGGAGGAGGAGGAGGAGAGGAAGUGGAAGCCGGAUGGAGGUAUGAAGCAGAGGAGCAAGGUAGAUUUGGAUCCGAGAAUGAAAAGAAGAAGCUUCCCCUGUCUUUCUUCGUCGGACUACGAGCUCGAUCUCUUCGGCAGCGACGAUGAGGAGGAAUCGAGAACUACUUUGUUCUCGUCCAAGAGCUUCUCCUCCGAUUCCUCCGAGUUCUACCGCCACACCAACAGCAAGAACAAGAACAAAAACAAAAAUACACAGAGCAUGAAGUCCACACAACUCCCGCCACGAAGGCACGCGACGCGGUCGACGUGGAAGGGCCUCCGGCCGUUGGUCUCCGUCUCACCGGCGAAGGGCAACUAUCCAGCAGGGUUCGCGGUGGUCAAGCAGUCCACCGACCCUUACGGCGACUUCAGAAGCUCCAUGGUGGAGAUGAUCGUGGAGCGCGAAAUGAACAGGGCUCGGGACCUGGAGCGGCUCCUCCACUCGUACCUCAAGUUGAACUCCGACAGGCACCACCGGGCGAUCCUCCAGGCGUUCGAGGACAUUUGCGAAGCCAUGUUUGGCAAAUAG